UUUUUUCUUUACGAUUUACGAAUCGGAUUAGUGGAAACGAUUACGCACGUUUUAAACGAGUAGAUAAAUCCGCGGAAUUCGGCUACAAAAAACACAUAGAUUUCGAUAAUAUAUAUAUAUAUACACACCGACAUAUACAAUAUUGUAUGAAUUAGUAAAGUAGGGGGUUUGGAGAAUAGAUGGAAAAUAUGGCGGAGGCGGCGGUGAAGGAGCUGAGAUCCACCGUGAGCAGCGGCAAGACGAAGAGUUACGAGUGGCGGAUUUCGCAGUUGAAAGCGAUUCUGAAAAUAGUAACUCAUCACGAAAACGAAAUUAUCGAAGCUUUACGUUCUGACCUAAAUAAACCCGAACAUGAAGCUUUUAUUCAUGAGAUUUUUUCGGUAGCAUCGUCGUGCAAAUUGGCAUUGAAGGAAUUACGGCGAUGGAUGAAACCACAAAAAGUGAAAACCGGAAUGCUUACUUUUCCGUCAUCAGGCGAAAUAGUGCCGGAGCCGUUGGGUGUUGUAUUAGUUAUAUCAACAUGGAACUAUCCUUUCUUGAUAGCGGUGGAUCCAGUGAUUGGAGCUAUUGCAGCUGGUAAUGCUGUAGUAUUAAAGCCAUCGGAGGUCGCCCCCGCCACGUCAGCAUUGCUUUCCAAACUUCUUGGAGAGUACCUUGAUACCUCUGCUGUCAAAGUUAUCGAGGGUGCUGUGCGUGAAACCACCGAAUUGCUGGCCCAAAAAUGGGAUAAAAUAAUGUAUACAGGGAAUGGCAGAGUGGCACGUAUUGUAUUAGCUGCUGCUGCGAAGCAUCUUACUCCUGUAAUUUUGGAGCUUGGUGGGAAAUGUCCUGCCGUGGUUGAUGCAAAUAUCAACUUGAAAGUGACAGCAAGACGAAUAAUUUCAGGCAAGUGGGGAUGUAACAAUGGACAAACUUGUAUUUCCCCCGAUUAUAUAUUAACUACCAAAGAGUAUGCUCCAAAAGUGGUAGAUGCUCUCGCAGCUGAGCUUGAGAAAUUCUAUGGAAAAGAUCCUCUUGGAUCGAACGAUUUAUCGAGAAUUGUAAACAUUCAUCAUUUCGACCGCUUGGAAAAAUUAAUGGACGAUGAAAAGGUUUCUGGUAAAAUUGUUCAUGGAGGUCAACGGGAUAAAACCAAUCUUAAGAUUGCUCCCACUAUUUUAUUGGACGUCGAAGAAGAUUCUCUGAUCAUGAACGAAGAAAUUUUCGGUCCUUUACUUCCCAUUGUAACGGUUAACAAAAUCGAGGAUAGUUUUGGAGCGAUUAAUGCUAAAGGGAAGCCACUUGCUGCAUAUCUCUUUACAAACGACAAAACGCUCAAGGAGGAGUUCGUAAGAAGCGUCUCUGCAGGAGCUAUCGCCAUUAACGAGACUGCUCUGCAUUUUAUGGAAGUAGGUUUGCCGUUUGGGGGUGUAGGAGAAAGUGGGAUGGGAUCUUACCAUGGUAAAUUCUCGUUCGAUGCUUUUAGUCACAAAAAGGCUGUCUUAAGACGAGGUUUCGGUGGAGAGGUUUCGGCUAGAUAUCCGCCUUACGCUCCUUGGAAAUUGCAAUUGCUCAAGGCACUUGUGAAAGGGAAUAUAAUUGAGAUUCUUCGAGCUUUGCUUGGUUGGUGAAUAUAGUAUAUUUGAUUUUAUUAUUUUAUAUUUAAAUGGAUGAAUGCUUUUCUGUAGUAGUAAUAAGUAUUGAAUGGCUUCCAUUUGUUCAUGGAUCUCAUUGUAUUGUUACUAUUAUGCAAUCGUAUAAGCUAAAACUUUAUAUAUUGGUUUGCCUCA
Molecule: messenger RNA, 1769 nt
Organism: Erythranthe guttata (spotted monkey flower)
Lineage: Eukaryota; Viridiplantae; Streptophyta; Magnoliopsida; Lamiales; Phrymaceae
Gene: ALDH3H1
Product: aldehyde dehydrogenase 3H1
Biological process (GO): aldehyde metabolic process
Cellular component (GO): cytoplasm
Molecular function (GO): aldehyde dehydrogenase (NAD+) activity
Source: RefSeq, a predicted model, not a curated record